ACAAUAACGAUAAUUGGAUCUCUGUUCCAUCUCUUGGAUUGAAUUGAGGGUUCUUGCUUCAGAUGUUUUCACCUUUAUGAUGGGUAAGUGUGCUUUGUAAGUGACAAAGUUCUUUUCUCUAGUCUUUUGGAGUUUGAGCAAUGAAUUCUGUUAGAACUGAAAUACUUGGACUUUCUGGGUUUAUUGUAUUUAUGAAAACUUGGUUUAUAGUAUGUUCAUCAGUGUAGGAAUGACAAUUCUGGACUUGAAAUGGAAUUUCUGUUGAGAAAUAAGCAAUUGUCUGUUUGGAAAUCUGAUACUGCUUGGUGAGGUUUACAGCUUCAAAACUGAAGAAAACAAUUUACUUGGGUGAAAGAAGAAGAAUUUGGCUCCAAGAUGUGAUUUUGUCUUUUGGGGUUUGUGAGUACAUGAGUUUAGUUGUGCUUUUUGGAAUAUAUGAUUGGUUUUUAUUGCUUAACGCAUCAGUUUCAGUUGGGAUUAUAUAUAUGUACAGAUUAGAGCUAUCAGAAUGCAGAUGAUUGUUGUUGGCAGAUGAAAUUCAAGUCUGCCUUUUUGUUGAUAUUAGAUAUGUUCAGAUUAGAGCCUUGAGAAUGGAGAUGGUCCAAUAAUAGAGAAGUAUGUUAUCUGCUUCUCAGUGUAAUGGUUGUUCAAAGACAGUGUUUGAGUAUUUGAGCAUGUAUCAGUAUGGGCGAGGUAUCCGCCUUUUAAGUUCAGCUUCGACUAGCAGCAGGAGCUUCUGGGAUCCGACUGUUGCCCUCGAACUCAAUCACCUAACUCUUGCAUUGCUGGAGAAAUGUCGUACAAGGUACCAUUUCAAACAGAUUUUGGGCCAGAUGAUGAGGACCUGUCUCAUAGGCCAAACAUUUCCCAUGAGCAGGCUCCUCACAUUCUCUGCCAUCUCGUACCCUGAUAAUUUAGACAUUGCAGUUCUCCUUUUCAAUCACUAUACUCCUUGUCCCAAUCUUUACAUAUACAAUUGCAUGAUCUCUGCCUUAUCUUUCUCUAAAAGUCAGUCAUUUGGCCUAUACAAGUCCAUGCUCUAUGAUGAUAUAUACCCGGAUAAAAACACUCUUCUUUACUUACUCCGAGCAUCCAAGAAUCUAUCAGAUGUAAAGCAGAUUCACUGUCAUGCCAUUGUUACCGGUUUGUUGUCACAGGGAUACCUGCAAAACAGCCUCAUCAAGAUGUAUAUGGAGAAAGGACAAAUGGAGCUAUCUCACCUGGUUUUCCAUCAUCUGCCAACACCAGAUAGGGUCUCAUUUAAUAUCAUGAUCGUUGGUUAUGCUAGGAAGGAAUAUUUUUCAGAAGCUCUACAACUCUUCUAUAAAAUGAUGGAUUUGGGUCUUAAACCAGAUGACUUUACCAUUUUAGGACUGCUUAUGUCAUGUGGAGGAAUAGGAGAUGCCCGGCUGGGAAUGUCUGUACAUGCAUGGAUUGAGAGGAGAGAAACCAUUACUUCAAAUUUGAUCUUGGUGAACGCUCUUUUAGACAUGUAUGUGAAGUUCAAUAAACUGGAGACUGCCCAAAAUAUUUUUAAUGCUUUAGAGGAGAAAGAUAUUGUUUCAUGGAACACCAUGACUGCAGGGUAUGCUAAGGUUGGCAAUUUAGAACUUGCCCACAAUUUCUUCAAGCAAAUGCCUAGAAGAGAUCUUGUUUCUUGGAAUUCAUUGAUUUCUGGCUAUGCCAAGAGGGGUGAAUAUGAUAUGGUAAUUAAGGUAUUCCACAAUAUGGUAACAGAGAAUGUGAGGCCUGAUAAUAUCACUUUGGUUAAUUUGGUCUCUGCUGCAGCAGAAAUUGGAGCACUCGACAAAGGAAAAUGGAUGCAUGGCUUGAUUUUGAGAAUGCAGAUGAAAAUAGAUGCAUUUUUGGGUUCUGCUUUAAUAGACAUGUACUGCAAGGCUGGAAGCUUAGAAAGAGCAUUCUUGGUUUUCAGGGAAUUGACAGAAAAAGAUGUGACCGUGUGGACAACACUGAUCACUGGAUUUGCAUUUCAUGGUCAUGGAAGGAAAGGUCUUGAUCUGUUUUCUGAGAUGCAGAGAUUUCUAUUGCCAAACGGGGUGACUAUUGUAGCCGUUCUGACAGGUUGUAGUCAUAGUGGACUUGUGGAAGAAGGGCUCAGCAUAUUUAACAGUAUGAAGAAGAAGUUUGAUAUUGAUCCCGGAAUUGAGCACUAUGGCUGUUUAGUGGAUCUUUUUUGUCGAUCAGGGAGGUUGGUAGAGGCAAAAGACGUGAUUGAAAAUAUGCCAAUACAACCAAGUCGAAGCAUCUGGGGCGCAAUGCUGAGUGCUUGUAGAGUACAUGGAAACAUGGAACUGGCUGAAAUAGCUUCAACAGAGCUACUCAAGUUAGAGCCAGAGAAAGAGGGUGGAUACAUACUGUUGUCUAAUAUAUACGCUGCCUGCGGGAGGUGGAGCUCCUCGGAUAAAAUUAGAGAAAUCAUGGAAACCAAAGGAGUGAAGAAGACCGCAGGUUGCAGUAGCGUAGUUGUUGAUGGAGUCAUCCAUGACUUUGUUGCUGCGGAUAAGCGGCAUCCAAGGUGGGAAGACAUCUUUCAUAUUUUGCUGUGUCUGAAGAGUGAAAUGAAGCUAGACGAAACUGAUCUAGCCAAUUUUGCUUUGUUUACAAGGUGA
Molecule: messenger RNA, 2630 nt
Organism: Fragaria vesca subsp. vesca
Lineage: Eukaryota; Viridiplantae; Streptophyta; Magnoliopsida; Rosales; Rosaceae
Product: pentatricopeptide repeat-containing protein At3g04750, mitochondrial-like
Exons: 1
Coding region: 618-2630 (670 amino acids)
Biological process (GO): RNA modification
Molecular function (GO): protein binding; RNA binding
Source: RefSeq, a predicted model, not a curated record